UUCGAAGGAAAAAGUGACUGUAAAAGUGCAAAAUUUUGUAAACCAAAGUCAAUUAUUGCAAAGAAACGUAACAAGAUUGAAUCAAUUAUUGUAUUUUAAAGCGGCUUGUUUGGAUUUACAAGCUGUGCUCUUUUACUAAAAUGUUAGAAUUUUAUCCAAUGCCUACGAAUCUAAAUCAUGGUGCCUCCUUGUAUCCCCAUCACCAUCCCCCCCAUCAUCAUCAUGGGCAAAAUCAUGGGGGUGCCAGAUUUCUGGAUAACCCCAACAGCAACCUGGCGAGUCAAAAUAUAAAUAUCAACAACAAUGGCAACAGCAACAACAACACCAGCGGCAAUAACAAUAACACCAUGAAUCAUCAUCAGCAGAUGAUGGUCUCACCCAGUCUGGGAGCUUGUCCGCCAGCACAAAAUAAUCAUAACAACUCUUUAACCACCUGCUCGACAGCUUCAUUAACAGCAGCGGCAGCAACAGCCCAGCAAAACAAUUGUCUGCCCUCAAAUGCCGAAAGUCCUCAGGCCACAGCAAUUAGUACGAUAAGCAACAACAACAACAGCAAUAGCAACAGCAAUCUUAAAACUGCUUUAAACUCUCACAAUUCCUGCACAUCCGCAUCGACGUCUGCCUGCUCCUCCGCUACCGCCCCCUCCUCCUGCUCAUCCACCAGCAUAACAUCUUCAAGCUCAACACCCACCACAACUCCUGCUAAUAUGCUCAGCUCCACAUCCUGUUCGUCGGCCCAGUUAACAACGACCUGUACCAAAUUAUCUACGGACUGCAAUGGACGUACAGAAGUCGAUCACAUAAAAUGUGAGAAGAACUUUGAGGUCUGCGAGGGCUGUGGUCACAAAAUACACGAUCGUUAUCUCAUGAAUGUUGGCGAAACGAACUGGCAUGAAAAUUGUCUCUCCUGUUGUUACUGUGGCCUGCAAUUGCAUCAGACUUGCUAUGUGCGCAAUGGCAAGAUGUACUGCAAAAUGGACUAUGAGAGGAUAUUUGCCUUCAAAUGUGCCGCCUGCUGUCAUCCGAUUCUGCCACAGGAUAUGGUUAUGCGACCCCUGCCCAAUUUAAUAUUUCAUUUAUCCUGCUUCGUAUGCUUCGCCUGUCGCAUACCUCUACAAAAGGGUGAACAAUUUAUGCUGCGUGAUGGCCAGAUAUUGUGCUUUAGACAUGAUUUGGAUAAGGAAAUGUUUUUGGCGGCAGCUGCCCAGCAUUGUGGCUAUUUGGGUUUGGACGAUGACGAUCUGAUGAGGCCGCGUGAUGGCAGAAGGGGACCCAAGAGACCACGCACCAUUUUAACUUCUGCCCAGCGUAAACAGUUUAAGGCUUCCUUUGAGCAAUCUCCCAAACCCUGCCGUAAAGUGAGAGAGGCUUUGGCCAAGGACACUGGCCUGUCGGUGCGAGUUGUGCAAGUGUGGUUCCAAAAUCAAAGGGCCAAAAUGAAGAAAAUCCAAAGAAAGGCCAAAAACAAUAACAAUAGAGGGGGAGAGGACAAGGAUAAGGAGGGCAAAGACAAGGAGGGCAUAAAACAGGAAAUGGGUUCAGGUUCGGGUAGCGAAAAUGGUUAUCUGGGCAUGGACAACUCCUAUGCCACACAACCUUUGAAUCCAAACCUGCCCUUUUCUCCAGAUGAUUACCCCGCCAACUCAAAUGACAGUUUCUGCAGCUCAGAUCUUUCUCUGGAUGGCAGUAAUUUUGAUCAUUUGGAUGAUGAUGCAGACUCGCUGUCCCUUAACAACUUGGAACUGCAAUCGACCGGUUCUUCGGGGCAUCAUCACAAUUCCAAUCCCCAGGAUAUUUUAGCCAACUUAAACAAUAACCUCAUAAAUCCCAUUGACAAAUUGUAUCUAAUGCAGAACUCUUAUUUCCAAGGCGAUUCUUAAGGACAUGACCACGUGAGGCAGUGUCAAUGUGUGAAAUGUUUGAAUUCUCAAACUUUUGCAGAGAGAAAAAAAAUAGAAGAAAAAAAAAAACAAAUUAAUGUACGAAUUUAUUAGCCAGUAACAAAACGCAACGCAAACAAACAGACCGCAUACAGCAGAGAACGGAAGCCAAAGCCACUACAAAGCGGAAGGAAGUAAGUCGACGCGGCAACGGAAACGGAAACAAGCAUAACAACAUUUAUUAACUCGUAACAGAUGCAAUUUUUUCAGUCGAUAGUUUUUAGCCAGAAACAGAAACAACAACCAAAAUAGAAAUUAUUGUAAAACGGUA
Molecule: messenger RNA, 2211 nt
Organism: Stomoxys calcitrans (stable fly)
Lineage: Eukaryota; Metazoa; Arthropoda; Insecta; Diptera; Muscidae
Gene: Lmx1a
Product: LIM homeobox transcription factor 1-beta
Exons: 4
Coding region: 141-1880 (579 amino acids)
Biological process (GO): regulation of transcription by RNA polymerase II; neuron differentiation
Cellular component (GO): nucleus
Molecular function (GO): DNA-binding transcription factor activity, RNA polymerase II-specific; RNA polymerase II transcription regulatory region sequence-specific DNA binding
Source: RefSeq, a predicted model, not a curated record